AUGGAGGAUCCUCCACAGGAUCCGCCUCCCCUGCCUCGUCUCCCUCCUGAUCCGGUCUUCCUUGGACCUGAUGCUGGUCUUCGUGGCUCUCUGUUGAGCUCUCCUUCUUCCUCUCCGAUGGAUUUAUCCCCUGCAGUUUCGGUGCUCGACUCAACGGACCCGGAUAAGAACUUGGCUUCCAGUGGCCCAUCCCCUCCCCUCACGGGGUCUUUCAUUUUCGGCUCCUUGAGUCCGAGUGUUCCUCUGCCGUCGGUCCUAUCUGAUGAUACAACUAGGACGGUCCCUGAUUUGGCUGAACCCGGGUCCUCGAAAAUCCCAUCUGCUGCGACUCAUCCGACAAGUAGCUCUAAUCCUUCAGAGUUUGCUUACAAUUGGGCGAGUAACCUAAACUCUGCGUCUAAGUUUCCUCCUCCGUCAGCCACGGUCUCUAUGUCUGCAGAUGGUAGGCCGAGAGUUAAGAUUCCUAAUGGGGUUUUCGAGAGAGGAGCAAAGAUCCAUACUGAUUUCAUCGUUGGAAUCUUCUAUGGUAAAGCUCCAUCUUAUGGGAAGAUCUGGGCUGUCUUAAAUUAUCUAUGGGGCAAGGAUAGAAGAGUUACCAUUCAUCAUCUAGCCAAAAACGCUUACAUCUUCCACAUUCCAUCUCCCUCCUUGCGCAAACGCAUCCUCCAGCACGAACUUUGGCGUGUAGGUGAUUCACCAUUCUUUGUCACCGAAUGGAAAGCAGAAUUUAGUCUAAAUCCUCCUUCUCUUGACAAAGCUCCCGUAUGGGCCAAGAUUCAGGGCAUCCCUUUUGACCUAAUAACUAAUGAAGGUUUAAGCUCAAUCUGUACGCCUUUAGGACGUGUGGUUGAUGCGAAACCUUUCACAAGUAUUUCUUCCGCAGAGGUGAAGGUGAUUGUUGAUCUCACUAAGCCUUUACCAGCAGAAGUUGAGCUGGAAUGCGACAACGGUAAAAUUCUGGUGUUAGAGAUAACCUAUCCAUGGUUGCCUCCCCUUUGUCCGAUUUGUAAUGAAAUUGGUCACAAAGCUACUCGUUGUCCGGCAUCAAGCGCUAAGGAAAAAGCUGAGUUUAAAGGCAAGGGUGUAGCUUCUGAUACGGAUCCAGCUAAGGAAUGGCAAACGCCAAACAGAAAAAGCAAAGGCAAGAAGUCUAAGAAGAAGCAAGUUGACUCAGAUGUUGGUACUAACCCUGCCGGUCCUUCUUCCUCUAAACCUGUAUACGUCGAGAAAUCGAAGGCCUUUUCUACGCCAGCUCAGGUCGUAUCGAGUAACAUGUUCCUUCCUCUUCAGGGUGAGGAGCCUGAGAAGGACUCUAAAAUUGGCUCGUCUCUGCCACUAAGUUCUGACGGUUCUGAUGGUUCUGAGGUCGGGGGUACGUCCGGUGCGUGCUCUACCUCUGAGGGUGGUACUCUUGCCUUGGGUUUCCCUCUUCGCCCUUCUUCAGUCACUGGCUCUACCAUCCAACAGAGCCAAAGCAAGCCCCCUUCAUCAUCUCUGGUAUUGAGUACUGGUACAGGGCUUAAUUCAACGGUUUUCUUCGGCUCAUCUCCUAAAUCUUCUGCGGAGAGGAAAAAGAAGAAGCGUAAAUAUUCAUCUCCGGUUCGUCAAGGAACCAGUGGUUUUCUUCCAAUUGAAUGGAAGAAGGAUCACACCCCUUCUAAAUAA
Messenger RNA from Brassica rapa (field mustard), 1665 nucleotides. RefSeq lists its product as uncharacterized. Lineage: Eukaryota; Viridiplantae; Streptophyta; Magnoliopsida; Brassicales; Brassicaceae. The record is from RefSeq and is a predicted model, not a curated record.